Molecule: messenger RNA, 1902 nt
Organism: Hylaeus anthracinus
Lineage: Eukaryota; Metazoa; Arthropoda; Insecta; Hymenoptera; Colletidae
Product: trafficking protein particle complex subunit 12
Exons: 2
Coding region: 195-1739 (514 amino acids)
Cellular component (GO): Golgi apparatus; TRAPP complex
Molecular function (GO): protein binding
Source: RefSeq, a predicted model, not a curated record
CUUUGGCUCAAAUUGGAGUAAUUGGAACGCAACUUUUGUCGCCAUGUGUACGAAAGUUUCUAGGGAUAUUCCAAUUGGAAAGCACCCUGUGCUUUCUGAACUGUACUAUAAAACUGCUAUCACAUAUGUACGUAGCUUGUGACAAAAUGUCUCCAUCUGAUUUUGACAGUUGACGUCCAGGUUUGCAUAUAACAAUGGCUGAAAGUGAUGAAACAUCAACGAAACUGAAAUCUGAAAUUUCUGGAGAGGUUAUGAAAGAGACGGAGGCCGAUAUCAGUCGUUAUUUCGAGAAUGCGUCCCGUACGAUAUUCGACGAGAUCGUUUCACCGAAGAAACAAGAUUUUUUUGAAGUACAAGGUGGUUCUGUGAGCAGAAUUCCAGAUUUCGAAUUAAUGACUAAUCGUUCCAGUGGUAACGAGCGACCCGAUCAUAGUGCCAUGAACGAUAUGCACAAAGAUAUCUGGAUACCAUCCGAACAGACACGAAAAGUCUUACGGAGUAUCGCUACGUCGACUACUGGAUCUAAUUCCCUCGACAGAGAUAACUUAACAAUGCCAGGACUGGCAAUACAAGGAGACAUGCCUGAUUUAAUAAAAAGUACUGCCAUUCAUUUUCUGGGUGAAGAUGAAAAUAUUCACAGGAAUGUACUUACUGCAUCCGAUGUAACACAGGAUGAACGUGGCUUGAGAAACUUAAUACAGGCUGGCUGUUACAAAGCAGCAAUUAAUUUAUCAGGAAGACUUUUAGCUGUAUAUGCUCAAGGAUAUGGCAAGAUAAACCAGCCGAGCAAGCAUACCCCGCAUUCUUUGCAAUUAUGGUUCACAAGGCUUGCUUUACUGACUAAACUUAGGCAAGUAGAUGUAUUAGAGAACGAAUCGAAACCAUUUGGUAAUUUAGACAAGCCUGAUAUGUACUUUACAUUUUAUCCUGAACUUUAUGGUACUAGGCCAGGUUCUAUGGCUUCCUUUUCCUUUAGAUUACUUUUAGCUGAAAUACCAUUGUAUUGCAAGAAACCAAAGCAAGCACUGGAUAAUUUAUUUAAGGUUCUAGCCACAGUAAAUCAAAUAAUAGCUAAUUUUAAUGCUGGACUCUGUGGAGAUGGAUCUCGUAUUAAAGUUAACGCGGCCGAGCAAAGAGAUGCUUUGCGACUAUGGAAAGGCAGAAAAUUAAGAGUCCUUAUAUCUGUUGCUAAUUGUGCAGUCAGCACGAAGAAUUAUGUCCUGGCUAUAGACAUUUUAGAAAAACUAUGCGAAUUUCCCGAUUGGACUGCCGAAGAAUUAGAUGCUCUAAAAUCGAGUAUAGGGAGGUUACGUUUAUUUUUGGGAGAUGUUUCAGCAGCAGAGAAAUUACUUAUCACGCAAAAGAAACAGGACAGUGGUUUAAGCGUCAGAGAGUUGAUGAACAGAGGAUUAAUGGCAGUAGCACAGAAUGCCUUUCAAGAUGCGUAUACAUGCUUCAAAGCUGCAGCUACAAUGGAUCCUUCGAAUGUCGUGUUAACUAAUAACAUGGCUGUUUGCCUUUUAUAUACAGGCCAAUUGAAAGCAGCAGUACACUUAUAUGAAAGUGCAAUUACAAAAAACCCUGUAAAAAGUUUACAGGAACCUAUACUAUUAAACAUAUGCAGUGCAUAUGAAUUGCAUACAAUUCAUUGUGAGCAACCAAAAUUACAUCUGUUAAGCCAACUGAAUAGAUAUAAAGGGGAUGCUGUAGAUAUUCAGUGUCUAAAACUUGCUAUGUAAAGUAAUCCUAAUUUUAAAGGAAACUAUUUUAUUCGUCCAUGUAUAGUAUAUGACAAGCUACAGAAGAAAUUAUAAAUCUGUUAUUUAUUUAUAAAAGGAAUUACAUUAAGCAGUGUGUAAAGUUUAUCAAUAAAAUUCAAUUUCGAUUGAGUUUAAAAAAAAA